Glycine soja is the source of this 1983-nucleotide messenger RNA. Its product is annotated as methionine aminopeptidase 1B, chloroplastic-like. The record is from RefSeq and is a predicted model, not a curated record. Gene Ontology annotation, biological process: proteolysis. Gene Ontology annotation, molecular function: metalloaminopeptidase activity. The coding region runs from base 113 to 1213 and encodes 366 amino acids. The transcript has 10 exons. Lineage: Eukaryota; Viridiplantae; Streptophyta; Magnoliopsida; Fabales; Fabaceae.
GCACGAAAGUUUUUAUCCUUUCUUCUAAAACCUCAAAACCCUUCCAUUUCCAUUAUCCUCUCCGACGUCUCCGUCAGUCACAUACACAUACUCUUCUUCUUCUUCUGCUUCCAUGGCGCUCACUGCUUCGCUCGCUCACAACUCAUUUCUGAAAAUCCCAACAGCCAUUCAUAGCGAAGCCUCUCCGUUAUGUUCAUCCUUCAUGGGUUCUCCGCCUACACUCUCGCGCUCUUCUACUCUUCCCGGGAACCAGUCGCUUUCGAGGAACCAAUUCGUGGUUUUUGCGAGGAAGAUUUCGGGAUUGGAGGAGGCCAUGAAUAUCAGAAGAGAUCGUGAACUUCAAGUUGUGACAAAGUUUAAGAAAAGGCCUCCAUUAAGGUGUGGGAGAGUAUCACCACGCCUCCCUGUCCCUGAUCACAUACCAAGGCCUCCUUAUGUAGGUUCAGAUAUACUUCCAGAAAUUGCAAGUGAGCAUCAAGUUCAUGAUUAUGAAGGUAUAGCUAAAAUGAGGGCUGCAGGUGAGCUUGCAGCGCGUGUCUUAAACUUUGCAGGAACUAUGGUUAGGCCUUCUGUAACAACUAAUGAGAUUGAUAAAGCAGUGCACCAGAUGAUAAUUGAUGCCGGUGCUUAUCCCUCACCCCUUGGCUAUGGUGGAUUUCCGAAAAGUGUGUGCACAUCUGUUAAUGAGUGCAUGUGCCAUGGAAUACCUGAUUCUCGGCAGUUACAGAAUGGUGAUAUUAUUAACAUUGAUGUGACAGUCUACCUGGAUGGAUAUCAUGGAGACACAUCAAAGACAUUUUUUUGUGGGGAAGUCGGUGAUGAACUCAAAAAUCUUGUUAAGGUAACUGAAGAGUGCCUGGAGAAGGGAAUAGCUGCGUGCAAGGACGGUGCUCUCUUUAGGAAAAUUGGAAAGAGAAUCAGUGAGCAUGCUGAAAAGUAUGGCUAUGGUGUAGUGGAGCGUUUUGUUGGGCAUGGUGUGGGAACAGUGUUCCAUUCUGAACCAAUUAUUAUGCACAAUCGCAAUGAGAAGGCAGGUCGCAUGAUUGAAGGUCAAACAUUUACAAUUGAGCCGAUUCUUUCGAUGGGAAGCAUUGAUUCCAUUACAUGGCCUGACAACUGGACAACAAUAACAGCUGAUGGUAGUCCGGCUGCACAGUUUGAGCAUACCAUUUUGAUAACUAAGACUGGAGCCGAAAUUUUGACUAAAUGUUGACAUGGUAAUUCUUUGUUUAAUCCACAUUGAUGUUAUGAAAUAUGAAGAGUUUGUGUCUAAGUUGUAAAUAUGUGCCCUGAAAUUAAUUUGCUUCUGGAAUAUUAUGCUCUGGCUAGUAAAGAUUGCCUUCAGAAGCUGUAUACCAAAUUCUCUAGUGCAUAGAAUUUUCAUAUAUGAUGGCACCAGAUAUAGAGAAAGAUUCAACAGUACAUGUUUCUAUCAGAAAACAGAGUUAUGGCAAUGCAUUCAGAGAGUCUCUGCUCAGAUAACUGUCAAACUGAAAGUUGAAAUGGUAGUCUAAUUUAGUUCGCGAGAAUAGCUUGGUUAUUGUUCGUUGGCAACUUGGCAUUUUCUAAUUUUAUGCUUUGAAGAUAUUGGGAAGAGUUUAAGCUGGUGAUUUCAUAUAAAGUGGUGGACAUUAGCCAUUGGACGACUGAUAAAGCUGGACUAGAUGAGGAAUCUCGAGUUGAAUUUCAGAUUGACAUAGUGAAUCUUCGAAUCAGCAAAAGCUCAAUCGUGUUAAUAAAAUAAGCGAAGUUCUGCUUGUCAUAUAGUAAUAAUCCUGUGGCUCAAUCUAAAGAAUAUACAUGCUUGCAUAAAGUAUGAUAAUCAAUCUGCUUAUCAUAUGGGAUUGGGUUGGAAAUAAGUUCAAUCGAGUUUUGUUUUAAGUUGCAUAUCUUGUUUUAUUGUUCUUUAAUGAGUUUGAAACAAACUCUUUUGUAAUGUUUUGCACAUUAUUAAUUUAAAAAGGGCAACCAAUCUCCUAUAGA